GUGCCCAAUCUCUUCUUCUCCACCUCCCCUUUCACCAACAUUGCAGAUUCCUCCUCUCUCUAACCUAGAGAGACACAGAAUUGUUAGUGAUAGUGGAGCGUUGGUAGUGCUCUUCCAACGUCGAAAGUUUCAUUCCUUGUCUCUUUUUACCCCAAUUUGCACACGCACGCCUCAUCUAUAUGUGAAUCCAACUGUCAACUACAAACUUCGCCGCACACCUCUUCCAUUUCUCACACCUGCGGGCUACUGAAUUGUCGCUCUCCCUCUCGCAGAGAGACAGAGAGUCAUUUGAUGCUUUGCGAGAGACGUGAUUCGAUUGCUGGUCCAGAAUUUGCUAGAAGCCUCGAUUACUAGACAAGUUAAUUGACACAAUGUAAAUGUAUUCUCCGUAAAAGUCGUGCUGCUGGAAAAGAGCUAAUCUUUCGCCAAAGAGAGAGGAGGGAAUGGGUUCGUGGGCAUACUUUGAUCCUGAGUAUGAGACAUUAAGCAUCAGAAUAAAUCCUCCACAGGUUUCUGUGGACAACUCUAGCUGCAGGGAGUGCACUCUGGUCAAGGUCGACAGCAUGAACAAACCAGGGAUACUUCUGGAGGUGGUGCAAAUCCUCUCGGACCUUGACCUUAUAAUUACAAAAGCUUACAUUUCCUCUGAUGGCGGGUGGUUUAUGGACGUGUUUCAUGUCACUGACCAGAACGGGCAAAAGAUUAGCAACAGCAAGACUAUUGAGUACAUAGAAAAGGCGCUGGGACCAAAAGGAAACAUGUAUGGCUUAUUGAAGCCAUCGACUGGGAAGAAAGCGGGGUUGGGCUCUAUGGGUGACUGCACUGCGAUUGAGCUUAUAGGCCCGGAUCGUCCUGGUCUCUUGUCGGAGAUUUCUGCUGUGCUUGCCAAUCUCCAGAUCAAUGUCGCUGCUGCUGAAGUUUGGACCCAUAACGGACGGAUAGCAUGUGUUCUCUACGUUAAUGAUGACACAAACAACCGUGCUGUGGAUGAUGCCUCAUGGUUGGCUGCUAUGGAAGAGCAGGUCAAAAACAUUCUUCGUGGGUAUGGCACUGAUGAUUCCAUAUCUUUUACCAGCUAUUCCAUGGGUUCAACCCACAUCGAUAGACGCCUGCACCAGCUGUUCUUUGCUGAUAGAGACUAUGAAGUUACUGGAACCGAGCCGGACUCUCAUAUCAAACCAAAUGUGACCAUUGAGCGAUGCGAAGAAAAAGAUUACUCUGUAGUUACUGUCAAGUGCAAAGAUAGACCAAAGCUCAUGUUCGACAUUGUGUGCACCCUUACAGACAUGCAGUACGUCGUCUUCCACGCCACCAUCUCAUCCGAUGGUCCCUAUGCUUCACAGGAAUAUUUCAUACGCCAAAUGGACGGUUGCACACUGCAGACAGAAGGAGAGAAAGAAAAGGCCAUCAAGUGUCUCGAAGCAGCAAUCAGACGAAGACCAAGUGAGGGUAUAAGCUUGGAGCUUUGUGCAAAGGACCGAGUAGGGCUGCUCUCAGAGGUAACACGAAUCCUCCGAGAAAACGGACUCUCAGUCACGAGAGCAGGUGUAACAACGGUGGGGGAGCAAGCCGUGAAUGUGUUCUACGUGAGUGAUGCAUCGGGCAAACCAGUAGAUGCAAGGACCAUAGAAGCCCUGCGCAAGGAGACUGGGAAGACGAUGAGGCUGAACGUGAAGAUGCUGCCGAUGAAUACGAAAGCACUCGAAGCAAGUGGUAGGGCAAAGACUAGCUUCUUCCUUGGAGGUUUGCUGGAGAAGUUGCUCCAUUGAGUUUGCACAACAAUUUCUCUCUAUUAAAAAACCUUAAUGUAUUCACAGCUUCCUGCAAGAUUUCUAUAUAUGGUGAUUUGUCCCAACAGCAUCAAAACUGUAAAAAAUAAAUCAAGAGCUGUAAUAAAAAGCUGUACAAUUAAUUGUUGUUAUCAAAUUGGAACUCUUGUACAUAAGGUAUCCAUGUAAAUUAUCAAUAUAUUGGGGUCCUAUAUUUCGUUA
Salvia hispanica is the source of this 1991-nucleotide messenger RNA. Its product is annotated as ACT domain-containing protein ACR3-like. NCBI's taxonomy places the organism in Eukaryota, Viridiplantae, Streptophyta, Magnoliopsida, Lamiales, Lamiaceae. The record is from RefSeq and is a predicted model, not a curated record.